AUGUUGUCAAUACUCACCGUCACGACGUCUCCCACAAAGCGUCGCAAAGUGUCCCCCGAGCCAGCUCGCAGCAGCCCAGGAGAGACACGACGUCACGGCCGCUCCGAACCGCCGCAGGUGCCUCCGUUGCCACCGCGAAGCUCCUCAUCCGCUUCCAACUCGCGGCGCAAGAGCUCCUCCCCAUCGCCUCCUCGCUACGUACCCGCUCACCUCCAGUCCCUCGUCCCAGGGACCCGAUCACAGCCCGGUGUCCGCUCGCCCACCCCCGCGACCGCGACCGCCGGACUGACCCUCUCCAGCGAACACUCCGAGAUGCCCACCGAUCGUCAAGACGGCACCCCGCCGAUGAAUGGCGGCCGUUCGCCCUCCCCGGGCGUGAAGCGCCCUGCCUCUGAGAUUGCAGACUCCGACGCCGAGGGAGGUGUGAGCACAGCGGUCAACCAUGGUCAGGCGACCGACUCGAUCGACGAUCAAAUUGGCCAGGUUUUUGCUCUCUCGAACCAGCCUUUGAAGGACGGACAAAAGGGCUAUGUAAUCUCGCUGAGAUGGGUGAAGACAUUGUAUGCUCGCAGCACAACUUACGUCGACAAAGCCGACAAAGAAUCGAUGGAGACCGAGUUGGGCCCCGUGGACAACAGUGACAUCGUGCUUGACACCGAUCCUGUGAACAGCAACUUCAAGUAUGAGAACGGUGAUCCUUAUGUGCCGUUGCGCCCGAAUGUGCAGCUCGGCGAGGAUUACGAGAUCGUCCCUCAAAAGGCUUGGGAUUUGAUCAUGGAUCGGUAUGGCCUUGCCAGCCAGUCGCCUGUCAUUGUUCGCUUUGCACACAACGCGAACUCCUAUGGCAAUGAAAACAUUAUGUACGAACUUAACCCGCCAAUCUUCACGAUCUUCAAGCUGUCAAACCCCGCGGCGGGGACCACGCCUCAGUUGCUGAAGGAGAAGACCCUCCCACCUGCGAAGAUCCUUGCUGGCCGCCAGAGCGGCUUACAGCCCUGGUUGAAGAAAGCCAAGGAGCUCACGGGCAUUGAAAUGUCCACCAAGGUUCGUGUGUGGAAGAUCGUUGGUCAGCUCCCCAGUCUCAACCCGUCGACGUCGACAACUCCCGCCGUUUCUCGCGCCGCUUCGCCUGCACCUCCCUCCGCUCUUAUCUCCGCCUCGAGCAGGAAUUUGCUCGUGGAUCUCAACACAUUCAUUUCUUUGAACGAGGGGACUCAGCGAGAGCUACUUGAAGGCUUCAAGGACCAGACUAAUAAUGAAAACUAUAACGGUCGAAUGUCGCUGACCACGGCGGGCUUGACGGGAUCUGAUGUUUUCGUGCUCGAGGAGCAGACGGGUGGAGCCAAAGGUGGAGAAUGGGUGUCUGAGGUUUCGACCCAGACGCUCAAGCGCCUCGGCAUCCCCAUCAGCAAACCCAAGAAUGAGAUCACAGCUAUUUCCACCAAAGGCCAGUCGAAUAGUGGGCGCUCAACUCCAGACCAGGAGCAGCCCCUGUUCGGCAAGAAGCCCCACGGUCAUCGAAUGGGUCUCACCGGUCUUUCGAACCUUGGUAACACUUGCUACCAGAAUGCGGCCACCCAGUGUGUUCGGGCCGUUGAAGAAUUGACCUACUACUUCCUCGCCAACAAGCACAAGAAAGACCUGAACCCUUCCAACCCUCUUGGGUAUAAGGGCCAACUCGCCAAGGCAUACGCUGGCCUGAUUGGGGGGAUCUAUCGCGACCCACCACCAUCAUCUUUCAAUCCUCACAAGUUUCGGAACCAGAUUGGUCGGAACAACCCAACCAUGGCCGGCUGGGAUCAGCAGGACAGUCAGGAGUUUUUGAUGUUCCUCCUUGAUGGUCUUUCAGAAGACCUGAACCGUAUUCUGAAGAAGCCGUACAUCGAGAAGCCAGACUCGACCGAUGAGAUGGUCCAUGACCGCAAGGCUUUGGAGGACUUCGCUGUGCAAUCCUGGGACAUCUACAAGGCGCGUAACGAUUCUGUUAUUACAGAUCUGUUUGCAGGCAUGUACAAGUCAACCCUGGUCUGCCCGACUUGUGACAAAGUCAGCAUUAUCUUCGACCCAUUCAGUAGCUUGACCUUGCCCAUUCCGCAGCAAAAGUUUUCUUAUAAGGAGAUCAUUUACCAAGGGCUAGACCAGCCCCCGCAGAAAUUUAUUGUUGAAGUCGACAAGUCGGACACCGUUGGGGCUUGGAAGGAGUCGGUGGCUACAAAGUUGAAGAUCAGCCCGGAUCAGCUUAUUGGGGGUGAAAUCGCCUACGGGACUUUUUGGGAAGUCUAUGAGCACGACAAGGUUCCUUUCGCCGACCUGAACCUCAAGGAUAAGGACGAAGUGACCUUUAUGCAGCUGGAUGCCCCAGCCAACGAUCGCAUCCUUGUGCCCAUUUUCCAUAGGUACGAAAUGGCGACUAAGAACUACAAAGGUGUUACCAAGCGUGAUACUUUCGCCCAGCCUUUCAUUCUCUCCUUCACUAAGGAAGAAGCCAAAGACUUGGCUACCAUCUAUCGCAAGAUCUUGCGCCAUGUUGCUACCAUGACUACGCGCGAUAUUCUGAACGAGACCGAAGCGAAGGAUGACAGCGAGUCUGAAGCAGACCAGACGGAGCAAGUUCCCGAGGACUCUGAUACCGUGGUGAUGAAUGAGGAAGAUGCCCAGUCGGCAGACUCCAGGAUCAAGACCGGCUCAGUUGAAGGCGAUGACAGUAUCGUUGAUAUCUCCAUGCACGACGUUUCGCACACCCCUAGUGCAUCUUCGUCCAAAGAGAUGGACACCAGUGAUGAUACUCCUGCGCACCCCCUGGCUGGUGCUUUCCCACCUGGUCUUCUCAACCUGUUCGAUGUUAAAGUCAUGCGGGGCUUUGACAGAAUUCCCCGAGGUCGCCAGGUUUCUGGGUUCAGCCAGUACGACGACAUUCUGACCCGGCUCCCGUCUCCAAAGAAGACGGUCAAGAAAUCCUCAAGCGGGUCUGGUGACGAAAGCAGCGGGGACUCCAGCGCCUCAGAUGAAUCUGACGGCGAAACCAACGGCGUGACCCCGCAGGAACCGCUUCUUAAGCAAUCGGACGCAAUCAUUCUGGACUGGAAUGACGAUGCGAAGGACGCUUUGUUUGGAAAGAUCGGCAGCAAGGACACCCUGCGUGGUUCUGCCACUUACAACAACAUCCCUUUCAUCCACGAUCAAGGUCUUAUCGACCGCCGCGCCCAGCGCUCCGCGUUGGCUGCCCAGGGUGUCACUCUUGGCCAGUGUCUCGAUGAGUUCAGCCGCGAGGAAACACUGUCUCAGGACGACGCCUGGUACUGCCCACGCUGCAAAGAGCAUCGUCAGGCUCGCAAGAAGUUUGAGCUGUGGUCGACCCCCGACAUCCUAGUCAUCCACCUGAAGCGUUUUACGACGCAGUCUCGAUACUCACGCGCGAAGCUCAGCACCAGGGUAGAGUUCCCGGUGGAAAAUCUCGACCUGUCCGGUUGGGUCUCGGGUCCCGCAGCGGACACAUCUCUGGUUUACGAUCUGAUCGGCGUGGACAACCACUCCGGAAGCAUGUCCGGCGGUCACUAUACCGCAUACGCCAAGAAUUUCAUCACGGACGACUGGUGCAGCUUCAACGAUUCGUCGGCCUCUACAUUCAGAGAUUUGAGCCGGAUGCAAUCUCCUCAGGCCUAUCUGCUCUUCUAUCGCCGCCGAUCCGACCAGCCUCUGGGCGGCCCUGCUCUGCAGAACAUCGUGAACAAAUUCAAGAGCGGCGAGCCCGACACGGCCGAGAACUCGCGUUCGGUCUCGCCGUCGGGGGAAGGCAAGCGCCUCGGCGGAUCAUUCCGGAAUGGGUCGUCGAGCGUCUCAGCCGCAGCCGUAGCAGCUCACCGAGCGGGCGGUGGUGGUUCGGGGGCCGCAUCUCCGGAGACGAAGUCGAGUGAUGACGAGAAUGAGGACUCUCACAACCCGCUCGACGAUAUGUUCCAGGUACCCUCGUGGUCAUUUGACCGCGCCUCCGACUCUCGUGGCUUCGGCGCGAUGACAACCAUCCGUCCUGCUUCCCCCGAUGGAGACGCCGAUCUUUUCGGGGAUAAUGACAGCAACGUGGCCGUGGAUGAGAACUCCGAUGCUGAAGAUCGUCUCAACCAUCUCGAGCACUCGCGUCCUGUCUCGGAGCACGAGGACUCCUUUGAGGAUAUCCCGCCGCUGCUGGAGGAUGGGUCGGAUGAGGAGCUGCCAGUUGUGGAGCUGCGUGUAGAUGGGGACGAGAAAAUGCACUCCGACAUUUGA
Messenger RNA from Penicillium canariense, 4263 nucleotides. RefSeq names its product putative ubiquitin-specific protease UBP12. Lineage: Eukaryota; Fungi; Ascomycota; Eurotiomycetes; Eurotiales; Aspergillaceae. The transcript has 5 exons. Gene Ontology annotation, molecular function: cysteine-type deubiquitinase activity. Bases 1 to 4263 code for a protein of 1420 amino acids. The record is from RefSeq and is a predicted model, not a curated record. Gene Ontology annotation, biological process: protein deubiquitination.